UUGGAUUUUACAGCUUCUGGAUUUUCACCCCCAUCUUAAUCAUGAAGACCGUUAUUAUUGAUGGGGGGAGACUUCUGUUCCUGGUGAUGUGGCUGCACCUUGUGCCUCAAACUGACAGCUGCCCUGCCAAGUGUGUAUGCUACAGUGAGCCCAAGCCCACAGUGGCAUGCCAGCAACAAGGACUGUUUUCCAUCCCCACUGAGAUCCCUGUGCGGAGCCAGCGGAUAUUCCUCCAGACCAACAAGCUAACGGUGGUGCGAUCCACCAGCUUCAGCUCUUGCCACAAUCUCACUGUCCUCUGGAUGUACUCCAACAACAUCAGCUACAUUGAGGCUGGGGCCUUCUUUGGCCUGGAAAAACUGGAGGAACUGGACAUAGGAGACAACAGCAACCUACGCACGAUCAGCCCUACGGCCUUUCGGGGCUUAACUAAGCUGCACACCCUCCACCUGCACAGGUGUGGCCUGUCAGAACUCCCUAUUGGGGUUUUCCGAGGAAUGUUUUCCCUACAGUACCUUUACCUGCAGGAUAAUAACAUUCUUACCCUGCAUGAUGACACUUUUCUGGACCUUGCCAACCUCACUUAUCUCUACCUGCACAAUAACAAGAUCAAGAUAGUAACGGACAACAUGUUACGAGGCUUACUCAAUCUGGAUAGGCUACUGCUACAUGCGAAUCGGGUUAUCUUUGUACAACCCAGGGCUUUUACUGAUCUUGGAAAGCUGAAAUCCCUGUUUUUGUUUUUUAACAAUCUUACCAUCCUGUCAGGGGAGACCAUGGACCCGCUGGUGUCCCUCCAGUAUUUGCGUUUAAAUGGUAACCAGUGGAUCUGCGACUGCCGGGCGAGGACCUUGUGGGAGUGGUUCAAGCGUUUCAAAGGUUCCAGCUCUGAGUUGGAGUGCAACGUUCCCGAUUUCCUGGCAGGAAAAGACUUGGCACGUCUGAAAAGUGAGGACUUGGAGGGGUGUGUGGAAAUGCCUCAAAUCCAGACCAGUCUCUUCAGCUCCAAGGCACAGUCUGGGAAAUUUCCCUCCACUGAAAAUCCUCUGGGAGAAACCAUUCCCAGGUGUUGUCUCGGAGAUAAUGACAAGUCCUCUAUCCUGUCUGGCAAGAGCCGCCAAAUCACUAACAACCCCCUGAAGGAAAAGGAGAACAUGUCCAAGACUAAAUAUAAAGAGCCAGAACGAACAAAAAAUGAGACCCAGAACAAGCAGAAUGAUGGUCCGCUGGGAACCUUGUCCAACACCCUGGACGAGUCCUUGGAAAAUCUCAACCCAGAGCUCAUAGACAAUACGGAAUCAUCUACAGCGUCAAACAAAAAGAAAAAGAAGUGUUCCAAAAAGCCAAAGUCAGACACCCUCUGCAUCAAGGGCCGGGGCGCCACUCUACAAGUUCUUCACUUUCUCUUCAUUCCCGCGAUCUGGAUAUCUCUAGCCAUGUCUUAGGACUCCCGGUCUCACUCUGAAUACAGGACUCAAGAUUGUUGAUGCUCAUGACAAUGAUACGAAAGAUGCAGUGACAUCUACAACAGGCAGUGACUGAAAAGCAAGGAGUCUUGAUGGCCCGUCGCGGAUGAGGACAAACGAAUAACAAAGACGCUAGAGUACAUUUAACAAAAUGGAUGCCUUUACAGAACUCUACAGAUCCAAUGUAUAUAAUGAAUUGGUGCCCAAAAUUGUUUGUUCUCUAUGUACUUUACUGUUCUGUGUCUAAGCUACACUUUUUCGGAGACUCCUCCCUUUCUCCCUCCCAAAAGCUUUUGCUGCUUAGACAGAACACCGGACGACUAAAAGAGGAAACAAAAGAAAAAGACGAAAACAAAAAAAAUACAAGUAUAGGAAA
This is a messenger RNA of Limanda limanda (common dab), 1842 nucleotides long. RefSeq names its product reticulon 4 receptor (gene rtn4r). The record is from RefSeq and is a predicted model, not a curated record. Gene Ontology annotation, molecular function: protein binding. NCBI's taxonomy places the organism in Eukaryota, Metazoa, Chordata, Actinopteri, Pleuronectiformes, Pleuronectidae. The transcript has 2 exons. The coding region runs from base 42 to 1445 and encodes 467 amino acids. Gene Ontology annotation, cellular component: plasma membrane.